Molecule: messenger RNA, 1248 nt
Organism: Camelina sativa (false flax)
Lineage: Eukaryota; Viridiplantae; Streptophyta; Magnoliopsida; Brassicales; Brassicaceae
Source: RefSeq, a predicted model, not a curated record
AUGAAGAGGAAGUCAUCAUCUCCCAUAUCACUGAUUAAUGAUCUCAUACUGGAGAUCUUGUCGAGAUUGCCUUCAAAGUCGGUCGCGAGGUUUCAUUGCGUAUCGAAGCUGUGGGAUUCAAUGUUGGGUAGUCCAUAUUUCAAGGAGCUGUUCCUAACCAGAUCCUCGGCUAAUCAGCGCCUCUUAUUCGCCGUCCACGAAAGAGGUGUGUGGAGCUUCUUCUCGUCAGCAGACGCCGAAUUUUCGUCGUCGACGACUCUUGUAGCAGACGCCGAAUUUUAUGUGAAGUUCUCUCCAAAAGAACUAAAGAUCUAUAAUCUCUUAUAUUCUGGUGACAUAAGAAAAAUUUCAUGUGGCUACGCCUCUGGCUUGCUCUAUAUGUAUGGUGAUCGAUACGAAGCUAGACCUCUGAUAUGUAACCCCAUCACAGGACGGUAUGCAAUCUUACCUGAUCGGUAUACUUUUAGAAGGGCUUAUAGCUUUUUUGGGUUCGACCCGAUUGACAAACAACAUAAGGCAUUGUCCAUGGCUUAUCCAUUUGGUCCUGGUCAUCAUAAAGUUCUUACAUUUGGAGAUGGAGAUAUAAGGUGGAGAAAGGUAAAAAAUUCCGUGCGACAUGAUAUUAAUAGUGAUGGGGUAUGCAUCAACGGGGUUUUGUACUACUUAGGUGACUCGAAGAGUUGUACUAAUGAUGAUCACGUUAUAACAUCUGAUUAUGUGAUAGUUUGCUUCAAUCUUAGGUCCGAGAAAUUCACCUUUAUCAACGUAGAAUUUGUUUGUACUCAAUUGAUAAACUACAAGGGCAAAUUAGCAAUUAUUUUUUGGGAGGGUGAUGACUACUACACAUAUGACGACACUAUGCCCAUUCAUGAGUUGCAUCUGUGGGUUGUAGAGGAUCUUGAGAAAAAGAAAUGGUCGAAAUAUACCUACACUUUGAGCGCUGAUAAAUUCUUCUGUCAUCGCGUUUCCGUCGUUGGAGCGACCGCUUCCGGUGAAAUACUUUUCUCAAUGUGCGAGUAUACACCUAAAGAACCGUUUUAUGUUUUCUAUUUCAAUCCCGAAAGGAACACUCUCCAAAGUGUUGAGAUCCAAUGUUUUGGUGAAGGAUUCAAGGAAUGUUGUAGGGUUCUCACUUUUCUAAACCACGUAGAGGAUCUUGAUGCUAACGAUCUAAAACUACUCAAAUCAGUCCAUCCCCCAUUGGAGCCGCCAGAAUAUAUGGGACCAUCAGAUUCAGAAUCAGACUGA